AUGAUCGUUCUGAAAUUCCUGUCGUUGGCGACAGCCGCCACUUUUUUCUCAGAGGAUAACUGGGUUUACGGAACGGCUGUAAAUGGACAAGAAAUUAGUGGAGCCGGUGGAGAAGGACCUCCACCGCCAGAAGACGAUGAAGAUGAGGAUGGGGUUCCGGACUCCGGUGCAUCUGGUGACGCUGUUGUGAACACGGCCGAAAGAGCCGAAUGCUGGGAGCAAUUGCACGAGGCCCGAAGCCUUGUUGGUUUCCCUGAAUUCACGCCGGCGAAUAUCCUCAAAAUUACUGACAAUGACUGGACCAGUGGGCAAAGAGGAAAUAUCACCACACUGAAGGAGUACCUGGCAAAGGUCUGCAAUGCCAUGAAAACAAACGAAGCGCCUGUAGACUUGACCCCCAAAACCGAAGGCACCUUCGCCUACGCAAUUCAAGAAGGGGAAAAUGCUGACUGCAAGGCUGCGGUGGACUACUGGAAGGACGCCUUCACCAACUUCAACGGGGAGUUGCCUCCAGCAUAUGCAGCAGGCACGAAGCCUUACGACAAUGCUCAAAAUGUUUCCUUCAUUUCCCUCUUCAAUCCCCAAGCAAGUCCUAAGGUUGACUGUGCAUACUUCGUCUGCCCUGCAGCAACACAAAAAUCCAAAAGCAGUCAGGACAGCACAGAGACAGACAAGGACGUGAAAGCGCUGAUUUGCGUUACGACCCCCAAUGCAUUGACGGAGAGUCAAAAACCCUUUACGUAA
Molecule: messenger RNA, 744 nt
Organism: Eimeria mitis
Lineage: Eukaryota; Apicomplexa; Conoidasida; Eucoccidiorida; Eimeriidae
Product: SAG family member
Exons: 3
Coding region: 1-744 (247 amino acids)
Source: RefSeq, a predicted model, not a curated record